GUACACGGAAGUGAGAGUGGAGAGCGGAGAGGUGAAGCGGUGACGGUGGUGAAACAUGUCUUGUGGUUUACUGAGCAGGGCUGUCGGUGUGUACCAGCUCAGCAGGGCAACAACGCUGCUGACCGGAACCCGGUUUUACUCUCACACCGAACCGGAGCCGCUGACGGUGAGACAACAAAACAACGGAAUAAGGAGAAUAAUAUUGAACAAUCCCAAGAAGAGGAACGCUCUGUCAUUGUCCAUGCUGGAGUCUCUCAGAGAGAACAUCCUGACUGAUGUCGACAGUGAAGACCUCAGAGUUAUUAUCCUAUCAGCCAAAGGUCCAGUGUUUUCCUCCGGACACGACCUGAAGGAGUUGACGUCAGCUCAGGGCAGAGAAUAUCACACAAAGGUGUUUCACACCUGUGCAGAGGUAAUGACUCUCAUACAAGACAUACCUGUUCCGGUGGUCGCCAUGGUGAAUGGUGUUGCCACGGCGGCUGGUUGCCAGCUCGUUGCUAGCUGUGACAUUGCUGUUGUGACGGAAAAGUCCACCUUCGCCACUCCGGGUGUCAAUGUGGGUCUGUUCUGCUCGACGCCGGCGGUGGCCAUCGGCAGAGCCGUGCCGAGGAAGGUUGCCAUGGAGAUGCUCUUCACAGGAACUCCCAUCUCAGCCCAUGAUGCUCUGCUGCACGGCCUGGUAAGUAAGGUGGUGCCAGAAGAGCGACUGGAAGAGGAGACGAUGGCCAUUGCCCAGCGGGUGUGCCAGGCUAGCCGACCCGUCGUAGCCCUCGGCAAAGCCACUUUCCAAAGACAAAUGGCUCAAGGCCGAGAUGCAGCAUAUGCCACUGCCUCCAAGGUGAUGGUCGACAACCUGGCUCUGAGAGACGGACAGGAGGGUAUCCGGGCCUUCAUAGAGAAACGCAAGCCAGUGUGGAGCAAUAGAGCAGAAAAAGCCCAUGACUGAUGGACUGUUGGAGUGACAGUCACUGAGUCAUUUUUCCUGACUGGUACAGAUGGUGUGGAAUAAUUAGCACCAGUCAUGAGCCAGUGAUUUGGCAUCACAGCUGUUAAAAUGUAGUUGUGUAAUGAUAAGGAUUGAAGUUUGAAUUGUUGACUUCAUCUUCCCAGAGGAUUCCCUCAUUGUUGCUGUGACUUCAGACAAAUAGCUGAACCACUGUGUGCCUUAAAAACUGUAGUGUGGAGAUGAGAGGGAAAUGUAUAUACCAUCCAGAGGACUCAAGCUGGCUGACUCAUGAAGCUAAAGAAUGCUGCUCUGUGUACAGUAUUUGUGCAAUAAAUAGGCUCACACAUUGGGAGGGGUUACUUUGAAGUUGGUGAUUGUCUGUUUAAGCUCUUCCCAGUCUUGGAUGGACACAAAAAUCUUCUGGUUGAAUCAUCAGUGUAAAAGAUAACAACUGUGUUAGAAAAUAUCUUUGAUAUAAUGUCAAAGGAAUAAGCAUUUGUACUUUAAAAAGUGAAGAGAGAUGUUAACAAGAGCUCUUAAGGGGGCAUGAAGCAUCCAAACACCAAGCUGAUAGAAUAUUCACUUUUUUGGAUUCAAGGUCAAUUUUGAAUUAAUUUUGUAUCAAUUGUGUGUUUUUUCUUUUAUUUGUGACAAUGAUUCAUUUUGCAUUUCUUGUACACCUGAUUUCUGCGAUUUGUUUCUUUUAAGCAACAGUGGGUGGCCCGUGAAAUUAAACUGUAGUAUCAUUAAAUUAAUAAUUGCA
Molecule: messenger RNA, 1709 nt
Organism: Seriola aureovittata
Lineage: Eukaryota; Metazoa; Chordata; Actinopteri; Carangiformes; Carangidae
Gene: echdc3
Product: enoyl CoA hydratase domain containing 3
Exons: 6
Coding region: 56-946 (296 amino acids)
Cellular component (GO): mitochondrion
Molecular function (GO): hydro-lyase activity
Source: RefSeq, a predicted model, not a curated record